AUGUCUCGCGUUAAAACAAUACUUUUGGUUGCCAUUGGUGUCGUCUCUCUGUAUAUUGUAAUAGUUGUCUUUUCUAUUUCUGGUCGAGGGCGAUCAACGAUCCAUCCUACUGAGGUUGCCCUUAUACAGACAGAAGAAGUUCAUACGGAAAACGAACCAAAAACAGAGGCAAAGGUUGUUUACUUCCUCAAAGGUUUGAAUCAACAUACAUGGACAAAGAAUUGUCAGAGAAGUCUCGAACAACUUUGCAAUUUCCCAAUCUUUCCGAAUGCACCAGAUUCGCGAAGCAUCGUAGAAAAUGUCAACAUCACUUCAUCUGUAAAAGAUGUUGAUGGCAUUCGAUUACUGGGAUUUCUUCGGCCGAAUGUGACUGGUGAAUAUCUUUUCACCGUUGCAUCAAAUGGAGUUGUCGAGGUUUGGCUGAGUAAAGGCAUUAGUUGGAAAGAUGGAGCGAAAGUCGCUCAUUAUCCAACAAAGCCUCAAGAAUCUUCUAAUUUCGGUGUGAAGCUGGCAGCCCAUUCUACAUAUUACAUAGACAUAUUAUACGUAAGUGGCUCAGAGAAUAAUGACGGCGCUCAAAUUCAACUUUCAUGGAAAAGGCCGGAUAAAAAUGCCUUUGAAGUUAUCGAUGGGCAGUUUUUUGGUCGGUACAAGAAUGACAGUGACAAAGCUCGAAUGAAAGUUUACGAUGACGAUUUGCCGGACGUUCUUGCUUGUGAAUCACUACGUCUCCAGUUUGCUAAUAAGCACAUGAAGCCAGAGACAACUGCCUACUUAGAAAGCUCAGCUGUAAGCAAGGCGUUAAAUUCUUGUGAAUAUAAACCUAGUUAUCUUCUUGAUCCCGCAAACAUAGUCGGCUUUGGACAGUAUCAUGGAGUCAAUAGACAUGCCCACAAAACCUACAGCUUUCCGUAUUCAAAUGUCGACGGUAUAGGUAGAAAUACAGCCGCUGGACCAGCAUUUAUGGCUGAAAAUCCUUUAGAAGAACAAGAAGCAAGGUCGGUAGUCGAGAGAUACAAAGCUGCACUUGAGAAAAGUUAUGCCGGGUAA
Porites evermanni is the source of this 1050-nucleotide messenger RNA. NCBI's taxonomy places the organism in Eukaryota, Metazoa, Cnidaria, Anthozoa, Scleractinia, Poritidae. The record is from the annotation of a GenBank genome assembly.